Molecule: messenger RNA, 1482 nt
Organism: Cordyceps militaris CM01
Lineage: Eukaryota; Fungi; Ascomycota; Sordariomycetes; Hypocreales; Cordycipitaceae
Product: seryl-tRNA synthetase
Exons: 5
Coding region: 1-1482 (493 amino acids)
Biological process (GO): seryl-tRNA aminoacylation
Cellular component (GO): cytosol
Molecular function (GO): tRNA binding; ATP binding; serine-tRNA ligase activity
Source: RefSeq, a predicted model, not a curated record
AUGCUCGACGUCAACGAUUUCAUUACGGAGCGCGGAGGAGAUCCAGGCCGCAUCAGAGAGUCGCAGCGUCGCCGUUUCGCCGACGAGGGAAUAGUCGAUCAAGUUAUUGCUUUAUUUGAGGAUCACCGAAAGACUCAGUACGGUGCCUCGCAAAUCAGCAGCAAGAUCAAUGAGGUGCAAAAGCUGAUUGGAGCCAAAAAGAAGGUACAUUUGUCUGUAAUGAUUUGUUCCGUCGGCAUUCCUGAAACACUAACCGGUUGCUCAAUGAAGGCCAAAGAAGACGCGUCCGAUCUGCUACAGCAGAAGAUCGAGCUAGAAAAGGAAAAAAAGCUUACCGCCGAGUCUGCAGCGCAGAAGGAAAGGCUUCUCCGAGCAAAAAUUUCGACCGUCGGAAACAUUGUCGACGACAGCGUACCCGUGAGCAACAACGAGGACGACAAUGCCGUGCAACGAACUUGGGCACCGGAAGGCGUUGCCAUCGAGAAACGUAAUGUGCUCUCUCACCAUGAAGUGCUCCUUCGCCUUGAUGGCUACGACCCAGAUCGUGGCGUCAAGGUCGUCGGCCAUCGCGGCUACUUCUUGCGACAGUGGGGUGUGUUCCUCAACCAAGCACUCAUCAACUACGGACUUGAGUUUCUCUCCAAGCGGGGAUACUGCCCUCUGCAGGCCCCCCAAUUUAUGCUGAAGGAAUACAUGGCCAAGACUGCUCAGCUGGACGAUUUCGAUGAGCAGCUCUACAAGGUUCUCGAUGGAGACGAGGCAAACGACAAAUAUCUCAUUGCCACCUCCGAACAGCCAAUCUCGGCCUUCCACGCCGAUGAAUGGCUCAUCGCCAAGGAUUUACCUAUCAAGUAUAUUGUUAUUUCGACUAUGAUUAUCUCGAACGAUCCAGUAACAGUCUCUUUAGGUAUGCCGGCUAUAGUACCUGCUAUAGGCGAGAGGCUGGCUCUCAUGGGCGAGAUGCGUGGGCUAAACAAGACACAGGUUGAGCAAUUUGUCCUUACUGACCCGGAGAAAUCCUGGGAAGCUUUUGAGGAGAUGAUUGGUGUUUCUGAGGAGUUCUACCAGUCCCUGGGACUUCCUUACCAGGUUAUCGCCAUCGUUUCCGGCGCGCUGAAUAAUGCUGCCGCCAAGAAAUUUGACCUCGAAGCUUGGUUCCCCCACCAAGGCGAAUACAAGGAACUGGUUUCUUGUUCAAACUGCACUGAUUACCAGUCGCGCGCCUUGGAUAUCCGUUUUGGUGCCAAGACUCAAACAGACACCAAGAAGAAAUAUGUUCACUGCCUGAACUCCACACUGUGCGCCACGACACGAACGCUAUGCUGUGUCCUGGAAAACUACCAGACCGAGGAUGGUAUUCGCGUUCCAGAGCCGCUUCGCAAAUAUCUCCCCGGCACCCCGGAGUUCAUCCCUUUCGCGCGUGAGCUACCCAAGGAAGCCGCUGGCAUCCAGAAGACCCUGCCGCAUCGAGCGAAGAAAUAG